Molecule: messenger RNA, 657 nt
Organism: Aphanomyces astaci
Lineage: Eukaryota; Oomycota; Saprolegniomycetes; Saprolegniales; Verrucalvaceae
Exons: 1
Coding region: 136-630 (164 amino acids)
Biological process (GO): protein import into mitochondrial matrix
Cellular component (GO): PAM complex, Tim23 associated import motor
Molecular function (GO): ATPase activator activity
Source: RefSeq, a predicted model, not a curated record
CUUGCAUCCUAUCAAGCAUCGCAAGCAAGAAAUUGAUUUGAUUGGUUAAUAAUAUUUGUGAUCAACCAAUGGCAUGCGUUUAAACCUCGAUGGCGCAAGAAUUCGCACCUUCCACUCACGACGCCAUCAACGACCAUGUUGCCGCAGUUGAUGAAGCGAGCGCUCUCGCGUAGCGUGACGCAGACGUCGUCUGUCUUGCCUCGAUGCAUGCCCCAACUGCAAGUAGCAUCGCAGCAACGCCGCUCGUUGCAUGCGACACGUUCCCAGGAUAACGCCCUUGUCGUUGGAAGUCUUGGCGUUGCUGCCGCCGCCCUUGGGGGCAAGUACCUGCUCGAAGCGUACGAAGGGUACCAAGCCAAAAAAGCGUCGUCGCCGUCUGGAACUGGGGCUUCCUCGUCGUCAAGCGUGUUUAACAUGUCGUACCGCAACUUUUACGACGGUCCGUUCGAAGACAAGAUGACGCGACGAGAAGCCGCGUUGAUCCUGGGUGUCCGCGAAAGCGCCAGCCCCGACCGCAUCCGCAACGCCCACCGCAAGCUGCUCAUUGCGAACCACCCCGACACUGGCGGAUCGACGUUCCUCAGUUCAAAGAUUAACGAAGCCAAGGAACUCCUCCUUGGCGGCAAAUAGACAUCUCAUGCAUCCUUCAUGUCUGAC